Messenger RNA from Lingula anatina, 1535 nucleotides. Its product is annotated as photoreceptor outer segment membrane glycoprotein 2-like. Gene Ontology annotation, cellular component: plasma membrane. The record is from RefSeq and is a predicted model, not a curated record. Gene Ontology annotation, biological process: visual perception. Lineage: Eukaryota; Metazoa; Brachiopoda; Lingulata; Lingulida; Lingulidae.
AUGGAUCAAAAACAUGUCUUCAGGCUCUACUACCAAGGACAAGCAAAGUGUGUCAGAGAAAAAUAUGCGGUGUUCUGAUCGCAACUUGAACUUCUGGCAGUGUAAAUAGCAUAUAGCUUGUACGUUUCCAUCAAAUAUGUACCAUGCACUUACGAAACUAAAAAGGUGACGUAAUUCCCCGGAUUUCAUUGCAUAAUGAUUCCAUCUCUCUUGGCACAGUUUGACGUAAGCAAAUCCUUGCAGUGAGUGGGGCACGUUUUAUGACGUGAAACGUAACGUCACAGUCGUUGCUGUCAGUUGUCAUAACAGAAAACGUCAUGCUACGUUUCACAGUUUAUUAUGACAACGGGUUUGUCUUGUUGACAGAUAGAGUGUUUUCUUUAUUUCGUUUGAAACUUUAUAAUUGAUGAUGGCGAGUGUAUCAAUGGUAUAACUAUUUACAAUGGCAAUUCUGGCAAUCAAUUUCUCUGCAGAUGGCAGAUCCAAACUUGGCUUAGCGCUAGCGAUUCUUUGUUGGAUUUCAAUUGUACCAUGCCUCAUGCUUGUGGGACUUGGAGCAUAUAUCAAGCUAAAGCUAGCUGACAAAAUGCAUUUGGUGGACGGGUACCACGGAGACAGUUUGCCUUAUAUGUUGAUAUCUAUUGGACUGCUGUCUGCCAUUGUCAGUGGCAUUGGCGGGUUGAUAUGUAACAUCAGCUCAAAAGCUGACACAAGAGCACUAUUUAAAUCAUUCUUGACCCCAUACGUGGUCAUCCUAGCAGUACUUUGCGUUUGCGUUCUUGCUGCUGGCAUCAUGUGUUUCACAGAAAUAUCGGCACUGCACAAAUCUUUUCACAGGGGAAUACUUUUGGCAAUGUUUAAAUACAGGAGCAAUCCUGGAGUAAAGUCAAAAGUGGACUUACUGCAAAUGGAAUAUCGCUGCUGUGGUAACACCAAUUACGCCGACUGGUUUCAAAUUCCUUGGAUUAAUGAAAAUUUUCUGAAAAUUGAAGACAAAGAUGACUUCUAUACGAACGAUGAUGUGCCCUUUAGCUGCUGUGACCACGCCUCUCGUCGCCCGUGUAUCCAUCAUGAUGUACAUGACAACAGCAAACAUUACAACUACGAUUACAGAGUAAAAACAACUUUGAACCAACACGGCUGUAAGAGAGCGCUCAUGCGCUUCUUCGGAGAUCAAGUUCUCACCAAUGGGGGUGGUAUUACCCUUGGAGUGUUCGGUUUACAGUUGGUCAUCUUAGUCCUUUCACGUUACCUGCAGUCUUCGGUUCAUAACGCCACGGAGCAAGGAGACCCAACUGCGCCUGCGCUCGGGUGGUUGAUAGGAGACUUUGGAGCCGAAAAACCCAAAGAUGAAAAGGACGAUGGCGCGAUGUUAAUGGAAGAGGAAGAAAAACUAGAUAUCGAUGAAGAGGAAGUAACAGAGCACGUAGAAAUUAUAGAGGAUGUCGAGGAAUUUGAAGAGCCAAUUUACGAAAAUAUUCCACACGACGAAGUCAUCGUACUGAGUGACGAAGAUUAUAAAGCCUAGGCAUACA